CACGAGCCCUAGCGCAUAGCCAAAAGCGUGGAGGUGGCUCACAGAGUUGGUUUGUUUGAUGGCCUUCGCAGGACGUUGCUCCGCCCCCUGUGUUUGUCGUAAACCUGGCUGCUGGCUACAAUAAACCCGAGCUAUGAGCGCCCAGGGCUCGCCUCCUUCUCCAAGGCGAUCAAUCGGAUCGCAGGCGUACUACAAGCACUCACUUACGUAGCCAUCCACAAGGAGAGAGCUGAUACAACAACACGGUUGAUCUGCUCAACAAAAUCUACCUGCUUUCUGAACCAUGUCGUUGAGCCCAAAGCAUACAACGCCUUUUUCAGUGACUGAUAUUUUGAGUCCUAUCGAGGAGACCUACAAGAAGUUUAGUGGAAUGGACGGCUCAGGGAACCUAACCUCUCCACUGGGAGCUUACCGACAGCCUCAGGUGUCCCAGACUGGCAUGCAACAGCACUCCAUGGGCCACAACGCCAGCGUGGCGACCACCUACCACAUGCCACACACUGUCUCCCAGUUCUCGCACAGCGCCAUGGGUGGGUACUGCAAUGGGAGCAUUGGCAACAUGGGAGACCUUCCGUCGUACCAGGAAACCAUGAGAAAUAACGCAGCAGCCACAGGGUGGUAUGGCGCGAACACGGAUCCAAGAUAUUCAACAAUUUCUAGAUUCAUGGGACCUUCCACAGGUAUGAACAUGACUGGAAUGGGGAACCUAACAGGCAUGGGGGACGCCUCCAAGUCCAUGCCACCCCUGCACGCAGCGCCCAGGAGGAAACGACGGGUACUCUUCUCCCAGGCUCAGGUGUACGAGCUAGAGAGGAGAUUCAAACAACAGAAAUACCUCUCAGCGCCAGAGCGGGAACACCUGGCCAGUAUGAUCCACCUGACGCCGACCCAGGUCAAGAUCUGGUUCCAGAACCACAGGUACAAGAUGAAGCGGCAGGCCAAGGACAAAGCGGCGCAGCUGCUGCAGCAGGACAGCAACCUGUGUCAACAACAACAGUCUCCGAGGCGCGUGGCCGUGCCUGUUCUGGUGAAGGACGGUAAACCAUGUCAGAACGGCUCCAACACACCAACGCCGAACCAGCAGCAGGUACAGCAGCAACAACAACAGCAGCAGCAACAGAACGGCUCUGGGGUUGUGCUCCCCGCUUCCAGUAAUGCCAUCAAUCAACACCAAAACCAUCAGGUCAACUCCUUAGUUCAGGCCCAAGACCUGGAGGAGAUGUCACCUAGCCCUCCUUCACUCCACAGUCAGAUCAACAUGGCGCAAAUAGACACUUCUGUUAUAGACUACACUAAUAACAUGGUCAGCUCCAACCUACUCUACGGCAGAACUUGGUAGGACCUACUGUCAUUUACAAUUUUUAUAUGUUAACCUGCGGACGAGCCCAAGAGAAAACGAGACAUAUAUCAUGUUGAUAUACACAACUGUGCGAAAAUGGAGUCCUUUGUGGCUGAGAGAACAACGCGCUCAAGCGCACCAGCUGGUCAGGGCACAUUUUCUUGACAUUUCUGAGAGGGAGACUAUUUUUGAACAUUAAACGAAGUGGCAACCCAUGAAAUAGAUUGUGUCGUUUCUGUACCUUUUGUAAUCAAUGUGAUGGACUUCCUCAUAAUGUUAACGUUGUCUAUGUUGUUGAACGGGAAUGCUGCUCCACAUUAGGGGGACUGGAGGGAAAAGUGAGAUAGGUGGGAUCAGGUAUGAACUCUCUCAAGGUACUAAACCACCACUUCUUUGCGGUGAUAACCUGGUAUUUGAUGCUAUUAAUAUUGUAAACUAAUGUAUUAAUUUAGACUUAAAGAAAGUAGGAACUGUAUAUUUGGCUAACACACGAGAAUGCGUUUACCUGUAUGCUUGUUUUAAGUCGACUUUUUUGUUUUCUUUAUUCUUUUGUCAAAACGAACAAAUGCGUGAUGGCUGCUGUAUAUGUUUCAAACCAAUUGAACGUUAACAAUAAAUCACUUGAAGUGC
Messenger RNA from Coregonus clupeaformis (lake whitefish), 1969 nucleotides. RefSeq names its product thyroid transcription factor 1. NCBI's taxonomy places the organism in Eukaryota, Metazoa, Chordata, Actinopteri, Salmoniformes, Salmonidae. The record is from RefSeq and is a predicted model, not a curated record. Gene Ontology annotation, cellular component: nucleus. Gene Ontology annotation, biological process: regulation of transcription by RNA polymerase II; cell differentiation. Gene Ontology annotation, molecular function: DNA-binding transcription factor activity, RNA polymerase II-specific; RNA polymerase II cis-regulatory region sequence-specific DNA binding. The transcript has 3 exons. The coding region runs from base 284 to 1339 and encodes 351 amino acids.